This is a messenger RNA of Protobothrops mucrosquamatus (brown spotted pit viper), 975 nucleotides long. RefSeq names its product N-terminal EF-hand calcium binding protein 2 (gene NECAB2). NCBI's taxonomy places the organism in Eukaryota, Metazoa, Chordata, Lepidosauria, Squamata, Viperidae. Gene Ontology annotation, cellular component: cytoplasm. The transcript has 12 exons. The record is from RefSeq and is a predicted model, not a curated record. Gene Ontology annotation, molecular function: calcium ion binding. The coding region runs from base 1 to 975 and encodes 324 amino acids. Gene Ontology annotation, biological process: regulation of amyloid precursor protein biosynthetic process.
AUGUUAUUUGCAAGCAGCUUUCCUAAAGAGAAAGGGAAAGAUGAUGGGAAAUUGUCCUUGGAAGAAUUCCAGGCCUUCUUUUCCGAUGGGACUCUUAAUGAGGAGGAGUUGGAAAAACUCUUCCACACCAUCGAUUCUGACAACACCAGUAACGUGGAUACCAAGGAGUUGUGUGAUUACUUUGCUGACCACAUGGGAGAUUAUGAAGAUGUGUUGGCAUCACUGGAAACACUCAAUCUCUCCAUUCUGAAGGCCAUGGGCUACACAAAACGGGUCUACGAACGAGGAACAAAUGUGGACCAGUUUGUGACCCGUUUCCUGCUGAAAGAGACGGCCAAUCAGAUUCAGUCCUUGCUCAGCUCAGUGGAAAGUGCUGUGGAUGCCAUUGACGAACAAACCAGUCAGAUCAGACACAUCCACAGUAAAUCUGGCCACAAUGCCAUGGAUAGUUGGUAUGACAAUCCCGUCUCUAGUUAUUCUCCCAAUAACAGAAUCCUGACUAAAGAACGCAGGAAAAGUUUCCAGACUGCAUCUUCAGACACCAAGGAGGAAUGCUUGGAAGCACAAAUCAACAGGUUAGCAGAGUUGAUCGGAAGGCUGGAAAACAAGACUCUUUGGUUUGACCUGCAUCAACGGCUGUCAGACAGCGAAAACACGGCGUGUUAUCUUCUCUUGGUACGGAGUGAAAUGACAGUUUCUCAGAAGCACCUGGGAGAAUUCUGUGCCUCCCUUAAGCAGUACUUGAAGACUGUGGCCGGAGAACAGGACUGCUUCCACGUCACCGCAGUCAGGCUUCCUGAUGGGGUCACUUUCAUUGUUUACGAGUUCUGGGAGAAUGAGGAAGACUGGAAAAGACACCUCCAGAGUCCUGUCUGUAAAAGCUUCCAGCAUGUAAAAGUGGAUACGCUGAAUCAGCCAGAAGGAGUUUCCAGCGUGUCGGUGCCAGCUGCCUGGUGCACCCUCAACCGGGACUGA